Messenger RNA from Trichobilharzia szidati, 3476 nucleotides. The record is from the annotation of a GenBank genome assembly. NCBI's taxonomy places the organism in Eukaryota, Metazoa, Platyhelminthes, Trematoda, Strigeidida, Schistosomatidae.
AAGCGAUAUAGGCAGAUUUUUAUUGGCUGUUGGCUAACUGGCUUCUUAUUGGUCUAAAAUAUAAAUUAAGCGGUAAUUUGUUAUUUUGACACGGAAAUUUACAGGCAGUUUAAUUGAACGUACUUUACCAUAAUAUAAUCACGUGUUAAUUUUAUGGGUGUGAGUGUAGUGUGAUGAUUCACAGGCUAUUUGGAUGCAUUAGUGGUACAUAAAGGUACAUUAAGAUAUCUGAAAUUGUAUAUUAAGUCAAUAUAAAUCAACAGUACAUAUAUUGAUACAUUUAUUUUAAGUCUAAAAUAGGAUAUGUGCAUUUUUGCCUACUAGACGAACAUGACUCAUUGAGAUGUCUGAGAAUGUUAAUGUGAAAUAGGAUGUGUGCAUUUUCGCUUACUAGAAGAAUGUGAUUCAACCGCAAUUUCUAGACACUUAAUGAGUAUUUAAUUAGCACACCUUUUAAGUUGUCAGUUCAGUGGCCUGUCAUAUGUGCUUUACAGGUAAGUAUAAAUCAGCUAAAUUUACUAGGUCACAACAGUGGUAUAUAAGCACUGAAAUAUAUACUAUAGUUCAUUUACUUGAAAUCAUUGUGUUGUGUUCGUUAGGAAACCACUAAAUGAUGUUGUCAAAUACUCCUACUGCCUCUACUUCACGUAAUGUGUCAUCUCUAUUGUGUGAUGUAACAGCUACAUUCGGAAGAAUAAUGCUCUGCUGCGUAUUUUAUACGUGGGUACAGUUUAAGGAAGCUUUUAACGAUUUUAUGAAGGUACUAACUAAGUUGUUCAUUAUUUAUUUGAAAGGAAUCCAACACAUCUUAUCGGGUUGAUUCAAGUAAAAAGGAUUCAUCCGAUCCUAUGGAAUAUAAGUUUGUGAGAUUUAAAUGCACUUUUGGAUGUAUACGUGCUCCCCGAGGGGCUGGCUUUAGGAACAGAGGGUAAGUCGACUGUGCUUGUAAAUUUUGAAAAUUUUAAGGUUCAAAAGUACUUCAUGUGAGUCAACAAUUAUGGUACGGCGUACAUCCGACGGAUACAAAAUAACAAAUUACCAAACUGUGCAUAACCAUCCAUGCACAGCAAGUUUCAUGUCCACCGAUGUAUCUAGACGUCGGCUAUCAUCUGAAGAAAUGACAGUUGUACAACCGUUCAUUGAAAGGAACACUGAUGUCCAUGAAGUCAUGGAUUUUGCGCAUGAGAAAUUCAGCAAAGUGCUCCUGUAUAAUGAUAUUAAAAACAUGCGAGCUAUGAUGAAUAAACAAAUCGGUAGUUUAGAAGACCUUCUUCAUCGACUGAGGCAGACAGGUCCAGUUAGUGUUCUGCAGGACAAUGCAGGCUUCGUAUCGAAAAUUAUUUUCGCGCGUAAUGAUAUGAUAGACCUCUAUCAUAAGUUUCCAGAAGCAGUUGGAAUUGAUUCUACCUAUAAAACGAAUAAGAUGGGAUGGCCUUUAUAUCAGUUUGUUGUGACUGAUGGAUUCGGAAGAGGAAGGACUGUUUUGUUUGCUGUUACUAGGAGGGAACGGUUUGCAGAUAUGAAGGAGAUAUUGCAAACGUUUAAGGGAUUUAUGGGUGAUAUAUCGAAAACACAAACAUUCACUGUCGACUGUGCAACUGCACAGAUCAAAGCUAUAAAGGAGGAAUUCCCCAGGUGCAGCAUUAUUUUAUGUCUUUUCCAUGUAUGCCAGGCAUUCAGAAGGAGGUUCCCAAAUCAACGUGUUAAAAAAUGGUUGUAUCGAAUGGCGCACACGCGCAGUUAUGACAGGUUUUGGAAUUACCUCAACCUCAUAAGUAUUAUAGACGCCGAGGCUGGUGCUUACGUUAGAAGGUACUGGCUAAGGACACGGAAAUAUUGGGCCGCAUCAUGCAACCGGUUCACCAUCAGUAUGGGGAACAAUACUAACAACAGAGUGGAGAACGCUCAUAGGCAGUUGAAAAGGUAUUUACGUAAAGGUGAUCCGCUGGAACUGACACUAUGGAAAAUAUGGAGGUGGAUUGACCACACAACCAUACGUAAAAUACAUCAAGGCCAGUGGAUGCUUCGUAAAUGCUACAAUUACGAUGUAAGUUUCAAGAUAAUUUACGAUUUCUCCUAGGUGCAAACUUCACUGCAGUCUAAAUUACGGUGUCUCACUCCGUUUGCUGCCCAGAAAGUUGUCUUAGACUUGCAAAGGCGCAUGUUCUUCUUUCUUUCAAUAUCUUCCACCGCAGUCAAUUACGCAGAAGGAAGUCACAUCUUCUUCGUAAACAGAAAUGAGGCGAAAUGCACAUGUUGGACAUACUGUGCAUACAAUUUGCCAUGUGCACAUGUCGUUGAGGCGUUCUUAAACUCAUAUCUAAACUGUGGUAUGUUCCAUUUCUUUAAAUGUUACUCUUAGAUAUUCUGAGAAAUAGUGAGAGGUGGACACGUCUAUAUAACACAGAGGACAACAUUCCGCGAGCCAUCCGCAUAGCACCGGAACCAAACAACGCGUUCCGAAAUGCUUAUGAACGUCUCAGAUGUCGUCUCAUCCGUCUGAACCAAAGAAAUCCAAAUGGUACACUGCAGAAAAUAGACGAGGUCAUUAGAAAUUUAGACGAUAUGCUAACAAAUGAUCCACAAACAACUUUAAGAUUACGGCGUGCCCCUGUUAAUCGAUUAUUCUUGUGAAAAUGUUUGUACUAACUUAUUGUUUCCAUUUGUAUCCAUAAUAAAAACAUGUAUAUCUACAAUGCUGUUACACUUUCUUUCCCUUCAAAUGCCUGAGAGCGACAGUCUAAAGCAUACUUUGGUUGUUUGUUUCGUGAUGACAGCGCUUUACAGUCAGCUAUAAAUUACACCGAUCUGAGCCUUAUUCACUACGUUUUUCAGCCGAGCAUUUCUGGUUCUAAGCAUAUCCUGAAUAAUGUUGAUUAAUACGAUUUAUCACUUAGACCACAGCACCACCAAGCUUACAACAAUUCUAAACUUAUUCUAACCUAUUCCUCGAUAAUGCCUUUUUACGGUCUUAUUUACCUACCGUGUUCUGAAAUGCCACUGGUUGUGCUUAAUAAGAACUGCGUGCCGAAUUGAAUCUUUUCGCUCUGAAGUAACGGCAUUCAAUGCUUAAUAUGUCUUGUCAGGCUGGAAAAACGCUAAUAAGCAAACCCAGUAGGUUUGAUUUAGUGCCAGUCAUGCUGGAAAACCAGCGCACAGUUUCAUGUCAAACAAUGGCGAACAGUUAGGGAGUUUACUUAUUAAAUAAUGUUAGUAUAUUAGAAUAGUAUACGUGAAAUGGCUCAAUGAUUGCAGAUUUGCCAUAAUCUUUAACUACCAACAUAAUAACUGGGAAAUUCAGGCUAAAUAUAAGCUUAAUAGAAGCAUCCAGUGACAAAAACUGACACACACACUGCAAAAUGCGUAAAACAUUCAAAAAACCUUUAAAAUUCAAUGGAAAACGAAUUCACGGAAACACAUAACCAGCCGACGCAGGAACUCAUCAUGACCUUGAAACUGACUAUAGCCUCUUUCGU